Mesocricetus auratus (golden hamster) is the source of this 1542-nucleotide messenger RNA. It is a transcript of the gene Bsnd, whose product is annotated as barttin CLCNK type accessory subunit beta. Gene Ontology annotation, biological process: chloride transport. Lineage: Eukaryota; Metazoa; Chordata; Mammalia; Rodentia; Cricetidae. Gene Ontology annotation, cellular component: basolateral plasma membrane. Bases 461 to 1396 code for a protein of 311 amino acids. Gene Ontology annotation, molecular function: chloride channel regulator activity. The record is from RefSeq and is a predicted model, not a curated record. The transcript is spliced from 4 exons.
ACAGUCAGGCUGUGGGUUCUGGACGCCACUGUGGCCCCACCCCUGCUUCUCAAAGCUGGGAGGUGCAAAACCUGUCUGGGCUCAGCUCCAUAGUAGGCAAAUGAUAUGAUGUCAAAGCCACAGCCCGCCCAGCCCCUGUGACCUCCCCCAGCCCUCCCUGCCUCUGUCCCAUGCUCAGAUUCACAAGCUUCAAACAGCUGGGCCCAGAGGGAGGAGAGUGGCAGGAGGAAAGGUAGAUGGCUGGGCACUUGGGCCCACUGAAGCGUGUCACCUCCUGCCCUACGGAACUGCUGGGCCCAGGGCUGGGAGCUGGACCUGUGGGGACCAUUCCCUGCUUUGUGCUUUACACUUCAGUCAAGCAGUGUAUCAUCCCUCCCUGAGAGCCUGCUCAACGCUUGUGUAGAAUUGUGGGCAGCUCUCUGACGGGGAGCUUGUCAGCUAUCAGGACUGCUCACUCACCAUGGCUGAUGAGAAGACCUUCCGAAUCGGCUUCAUCGUGCUGGGCCUUUUCCUGCUAUCCCUCGGCACAUUCCUUAUGAGCCACGAUCGACCCCAGGUCUAUGGAACCUUCUACGCUAUGGGCAGCAUCAUGGUGAUUGGGGGCGUCAUCUGGAGCAUGUGCCAAUGCUAUCCUAAGAUCACCUUUGUGCCCGCAGACUCAGACUUUCAAGGCAUCUUGUCCCCAAAGGCCCUGAGCCUGCUGGAGAGCAGACUUACGGAGGUGAAGAGCCCCCAACCCCCUUAUGUCAGGCUGUGGGAAGAAGCCGCCUACGAUCAGAGCCUUCCGGACUUCACUCACAUCCAAAUGAAGGUCCUGGGCUAUCGUGAGGAUCCCAGGCCCCUGUUGGCCCCCGAGCUGAAGACUGGAGUCAGCAGUGGUGGGGAAGGCGAGCCUCGCACUGCUCAGGCCUGGAUGGAAGCCGCAGUGGUCGUCCAUAGGGGUUUGGAUGAGAGUGAGGUAGAAAUAUCCGGCUCUCAGAGCAGCCCUCCAGCAUGUUCCCAAGGCUCUGCACCCUUGGCGUCAUUCCAAGAUGACCUGGACGUGGGCUCCAGUGAAGGCAGCAGUCCUCACCCAUCCCCACCCAACAGAGAGGAGCCACACACACAGGUGCCCUGGGCCAGCAGGGGUCCACUGGAUCGCUUCAGCGACUUUGCUCUCAUUGAUGACACCCCUACAUCAGAGGACAUGAGCCUGGAGGGGCAGGUGCCGAAGGCAGCUCCGCCCAGCAAGCAGCAGUGGUCCCUGAGGAUGAAGGAGAAGGAGAAGGAGACUAUCCAGGCAAGUGCAGAGGAGCCGGAGCAGGAGGAGGAAGACCUGUACUACGGGCUACCAGACAGCCCCGGGGACCCCCUUCCCGACAAAGAGCUGGGCUUCGAGCCUGAUGUCCAGGGCUGAGAUGAAGCUGCUUCCUGGGUCUAGCCUGACAGCCUCCGUUGUUUUCCACCUCCCAAGCGGGCUUCUGUAGACCGUCAAGUGAGGCAGUGAGCUGAAGCAUAUUGGGAACUGAAAAGAACACACAUGAGGGGCAGCCCCCCACCCCC